Messenger RNA from Neoarius graeffei (lesser salmon catfish), 948 nucleotides. RefSeq names its product succinate receptor 1-like. The record is from RefSeq and is a predicted model, not a curated record. The transcript has 2 exons. Gene Ontology annotation, biological process: G protein-coupled receptor signaling pathway. Gene Ontology annotation, cellular component: plasma membrane. Lineage: Eukaryota; Metazoa; Chordata; Actinopteri; Siluriformes; Ariidae. The coding region runs from base 1 to 948 and encodes 315 amino acids. Gene Ontology annotation, molecular function: G protein-coupled receptor activity.
AUGAUCAUGCCUAAUACGGACAACUGUUCCAGUCUCGUCAGUCCACUGUUAGAGAAAUAUUACCUCUCUCCAAUGUAUGGCUCACUAGCUGCCUUUGGCUUCAUCGGAAACCUGUUCGUGGUGUUAGGCUAUACCUUUUGCCUCCCUGCUUGGAAAUCCUCAAAUGUGUACCUGUUUAACAUGUCUGUGUCUGACCUCUUUUUCCUGUGCACUUUACCUGAACUGUCCUACAACUACGCUUACAACUUGAAGAGAUUCAAUGCUUCAUUAUGCGUUCUUAAUCGCUACAUCCUCCGUGUGAACAUAUUUGCCAGCAUCAUUUUCAUGAUGUGGGUAAGUGUGGACCGGUACUUGUUGCUGUGUCACCCACAGCGUGAACAUGUCCUGUUGACUUUCAAGGCUGCAGUGUAUAUUUCCAUUGCAAACUGGAUCUGGGCGAGCAUUCAAGUUUCUCCCCUUAUCGCCUUCAUUAUCCAGGACUUAGAGAAAAAUGGCUGGACAGUGUGUCGUGAUUUUGGGAGCCUGGGACAGUUCAGAGUUACUCUGACCUACACCAUAGUGGUCACCAUAACUGGAUAUAUAAUGCCACUGUUGGCUUGGUUUAUAUCAACACAAAAGAUGAUUUCUCUACUCACAAAAAGAGAAGAGAUGUGUGGGACAUCCUUCCAAAGGCCAGUAAGAAUCAUGAGGAUUGCAGCAGUUAUGUUUCUGGUGCUCUACACCCCCAUCCAUGUAAUGAGGAUUGUGCGUCUUGUAUCUCGGCGUCCUGAAUUAAACUUGUCACAGUGCAGCAAAGAUUAUAUCAAUGCGUUUUACAUUGUGACAAGGCCAAUUGCAUAUUCUCACAGUGCCAUCAACCCUGUGUUUUACUUUCUCAUGACAGACAGCUUUAAAGAAGCACUGCAGGACAAAUGGAAGAAGGUUAAAAGGAUACUAAUGAGUAAAUAA